CCUCUGAGACUUCAGCAGCCAGUCUCAUCUCCUUUCUCUGCAGAGGCGAAGAAUACCCACCCACCUAGAGAAAUCCCUUAUCCAAACUCACAAUCUGCCCCCACCCACAGACUACCCCUCUUUCUCACCCACCCAUCAUCUACCUGCUCCUCUGUACCUUCCAGCAUGGCUGAAACUACUAAGACCCACGUUAUCCUGCUGUCCUGCGGCAGCUUCAAUCCUAUCACCAAAGGACAUAUUCAGAUGUUUGAGAGAGCCCGGGAUUACCUGCAUAAAACAGGAAGGUUUAUUGUGAUUGGAGGAAUCAUCUCACCCGUCCAUGAUUCUUAUGGGAAACAGGGUCUGGUCUCAAGUCGGCAUCGCCUGAAUAUGUGUCAGUUGGCUGUGCAAAAUUCAGACUGGAUUAGGGUAGACCCAUGGGAGUGCUACCAGGAUACUUGGCAGACAACAUGCAGUGUUUUGGAGCAUCACCGAGACCUCAUGAAGAGGGUAACUGGCUGCAUUCUGUCUAAUGUGAACACCCCAUCAGUCACCCCCGUUAUUGGUCAGACCCUGAACCAGCCUACACAGCCCGUCUAUCAAAACAACAACCUCACCAACAAGCCCACGGCAGGCAAGUUUCUGGGGAAAGUUGGAGAAGGACUGAGUCGUAUGUGCUGUGUCCGUCCCAAUCUUCAACGCGUUACAUUUGUAGAUGAGAAUGCAAACUUGGGCACAGUUAUGAGGUAUGAAGAAAUAGAGCUGCGGAUCUUGCUCCUGUGUGGUAGUGACCUGCUUGAGUCCUUUUGUAUCCCUGGCCUCUGGAAUGAGUCAGAUAUGGAGGUGAUAGUUGGGGAUUUUGGCAUCGUGGUUGUGCCACGUGAUGGUACAGACACUGAGCAAAUCAUGAAUCACUCAUCAGUUCUCCGGAAAUACAAGAACAACAUCCUUGUGGUGAAAGAUGACACCAACCAUCCGAUGUCCCAUGUGAGCUCCACCAAGAGCAGGUUGGCCUUGCAGCAUGGAGAUGGACAUGUGGUGGAUUAUUUGGUGCAACCCGUCAUUGACUAUGUACUGAAAAGUCAGCUUUAUAUCAAUACAUCGGGGUGACCGAAUCUGUUCUUACUCUAGGUGACGCCCCAUGCUCACCUUCGUCAUCACAGUACAAUGUGUUAUUCCUCACUACUCCCUACAGUCUCCUCACAGAUCAUGAUACCUCUUUACCCCACUCAUUACUGUCCUCCUCACCUCUAUGCCUUACUCAUUCACUUAUAAUAUCUUAUGACUCCAAAGCCCAAGGUGAGGACAACGCUCGCUGUACUUCUGGUGGGAGUGCUUGGGGCAGUGUUUUUAAGGUGUGCGUCUAAACAUUAGAACCAUUCUGUAUAUAUUAUGGGGAAGGUGGGGUAUAACAUAGCCCAUUCAGUGCCCGGCACAUCAUGUCAUGCUAGGUGGGCAUAUAUUUUUUCCCCUUAACAUCAGGUGGGAGUGGAAGUAUGAUACCUUUAUUACUCUCUUUAAAUAGAUUUUCUCUUUUAUUAGGAAUAGGUCAAACAUCCCUGUUCUCUUUCUAUCAAUAGAGAAAAGGGUGAUAACAAGAAAAGGGGGGUGUUGCUACAUUUCCCCUAUAUGCAUUCUGCAUGUAACUGGCAUGUUCUUCCUGUGCUUAUAUCUCCAUAGUGUUAUCAUAACCCCUGCCCAGGAGGAAAAGGUAUAGGACUCACUAAAAAGUGCAACAAUUGAUACGAAACUAGUAGAGAACCUUCAUUGGGCUACUAUAGGAGGGUAAAAAUACUUUUAGCAGAAAGUGAUCCUGAGCAGAAGGUGCAGAAAGUACAUUGGGGGGAAGCUAUUCUGGAAGAAUGUCUAUAUGUAGCCUCAGUAUUCAAUCCAGCCAUGUCACGUGGUGCCAUAGACCCAUGUACACCCCAUCUUCCCAAAUUCAUGACUUUCACUGAUCCCAUUGAUCAGUACUGGCAAUUUCAUAUAAGAUGAGGUAGCAUUGGUGGAAGCUAUUUUGGAAGCACGCCUCUAUGUAGCCUUGAUAUUAUGUUCCGCCAUGUCAAAAUGGUGCCAAUAAACCUUACAUAUGCCCCGCUCUUCCCAAAUUUUUGACUUUCAAUAAUUGCUUUAACAAAUUGGAAUUUGGGAUUUCAUAUAAGAUGAAGUAGCAGUUUUAAAGAUGUUACCAUCCUCCAACCGCAGACACAUUUCCAACUUGUGUAGGCCUUUUGUAGGUACCAGGGCUCAUGCAUGAGCUACUACCAUUUAAAUUGGACAUUUAUUUGGAUAUAAGGGAUCCAAGGUUGUUGUGUUGGUUAUAAAAGACUUAUAAUCACUUAAAUAAGAAUAUAAAGUUAGUGUAGUUAUAAAUUAGAAACAAAAAGAUUGUAGAGUAAUAUAAAAUACAUUUGAAAGGGCUAUCGAUGAGCAUGAGUAUUGUAGGCUGUAGAUAUAAAAAAAAACAACUUAAUACUGAAAUCUGAAAUGUUUUUAAACCCAUCAUAUAAAACUUGGUAUUAGUUGGGGACAAUAUACCAUGAUAGUCACUGCAGCUAUUGUCUACAUGAUCCUAUAAUGGAUUGAUGCUCUGGGGACCUUAAUAAUGCCAGCAUGCAUCUUUUCAUAUUCUCACCAUUAAUGGAGCCUGAACCAUAUAAACAUGCUUUGUAUACAUCAGCGCCCAUCCCUCCUCAUCUUAUGUUGGCUCGGCUUUCUUUAGGCAUGUAAUAGAUACAUUUCCUACGCUAAUGGGGUACUGUUGAUGAGGACUCCAAAAAGAUCAGAUACGACCUAUAGGAAUACAAAGGGUAGUCCAAUGUCUGAGAUCUCUUGUGGCUACUGGCCCCAAGCACGAUGUACUACUGUCCCCUAUUGACUUGUUUCUGGGACCCUUUUCCAACAUGUCUGCUUACAGAUAUGUUGAGGAAAGUCAAAUCCUAAGAAUAAUUGACUUUCGAGUGGCCAUAAAGAGUUGGAAAUAAAGGACCAGAAGGGGUUAACUGAAAUUUAUGUAAAUUGUGGGGGAAAAAAAUGUAUUUAAAUAGUGGGGGGUUAUAGUCUCACGUCUGAAGGGUUUGACUGCAGUUCUUGACUAGUGUAUGGUACUGUUCAUAUUAAUGUCGCUGUUUUACCAAUAAAGAUUUUGCUUUGCUAGAA
Molecule: messenger RNA, 3138 nt
Organism: Hyla sarda
Lineage: Eukaryota; Metazoa; Chordata; Amphibia; Anura; Hylidae
Gene: NMNAT2
Product: nicotinamide nucleotide adenylyltransferase 2
Exons: 11
Coding region: 166-1089 (307 amino acids)
Biological process (GO): NAD+ biosynthetic process
Cellular component (GO): Golgi apparatus
Molecular function (GO): nicotinate-nucleotide adenylyltransferase activity; nicotinamide-nucleotide adenylyltransferase activity
Source: RefSeq, a predicted model, not a curated record